Dictyostelium purpureum is the source of this 5697-nucleotide messenger RNA. RefSeq lists its product as uncharacterized. Gene Ontology annotation, biological process: regulation of post-transcriptional gene silencing. NCBI's taxonomy places the organism in Eukaryota, Evosea, Eumycetozoa, Dictyosteliales, Dictyosteliaceae. The record is from RefSeq and is a predicted model, not a curated record. The coding region runs from base 1 to 5697 and encodes 1898 amino acids. The transcript is spliced from 3 exons.
AUGGAAAAUAAAAUUAAAUCUAUAAAAUUAAAAAUUGAAGAAUCAAAUCAUUUUCAAAUUCAAAGAGAAUCAGUGUUAUUAAUUCAUCAAUUAUUAUUAAAUGAAAAAUCACAACAAAUUUUCGACUCUUCUUUAAAUCUAUUCUUGCAAUUAAUCUAUAGUCCCUUUGUGCAUGUAAUUGAAACAACAAUAGAAUGUGUGAAAUCAAUUGUAUCAAUUGAUAAAUCAAUGGUUGGUGUAAUUGUUAAAGCCAUAAUUGGUUUAUCAAUUGAUAUUGAAUAUAUGUCAAAAAUAAUUAAAGAGAUCAACAUCAAAGGAAAUUCAGUAUUCCCAUUGAACACUUUAACCAAACAAUUUUCGGUAUCAAAACCAGAAAUCUAUGGCUCAGUAUCAGAAGAGAUUGAAAUAUUAUUAUUAGAUUCAAAUAUUCCAGCUUCACUUAGAGAUCAACGUUUCGAAUUCCUCAAACCAUCUUUAUCAAAUUUAUUAUUAAAUUCAAAUGAAUUACCAAUGGAAACAUCGUUACUUCAUAAUACAUUGAUUAGAAUCGCACACGAUGCUCCCAAUUUAUACCAACCAAUUCUUAGUUUUCUAUCAUCACUAUUAUUUUUAUAUAGUAAUAAUGGUAAUAUUUCUCAACAACAAUAUCGUCAAAAAAUUCAAUUUGUUCGUGACUUAAUCGACUUGAUAAGAUUCCCACCUUCAUCACAUUCACCAACAUUUUCCAAUAAUAAUAACAAUAACAAUAACAAUAAUAAUAAUAGAGAGUCAAAGAACGAAUUCACAAGCUCCAUUUUAUCGAUUUUAUACUAUUUAUUAAAUAUCUUUGUCGAUAGCAAAGAAUCAAAUCAAGUAUCUAUUAGAAAUAAUGUAUUAGUAUAUUUACAAGAGUUAAUAUUGCUAGAACCAUGUAUUGUUUGGUACCAAUCUUAUAACACAGGAUUAAAACAUUAUAAUACACCAAUAAUUGUAGUUCUCCUCCUAUUUUUACCAUCCUCAGUCACAAGUAUUCAACAAAAAAUUUUAGAAUUACUCCAAAUCUCUAUCGACUAUUUACCAAUCAAAAUCACCGACAACAAUCAGUAUUCUAUCAUCACAUCACUUAGAUUAUCAGUUUCUCCAUUAAUCAGAAUGAUCUCAACUUUCAAUUCAUCAAAUAGUCAACAACAGCAACAACAACAUGAAGUUUUAAAGAAAUUAUUAAAAGAUAUUGAAACUUUAAUUUCAACCAUUUCAUUAAAAAUUGAUAAUAAACAAUAUAUAAAUCAAUCAAAUAAAGAAGAUGACGAUAAUGACUAUGACGAAGACGAGAGAAAUUUAAAUAAAUCAUCAGAUAAAAUGAUCAGCUUGGAUACUUUCCUUUUAGAUAAUUUUAUUCCAAUUAAUUUAGCAUGGAAUUUAUUAAUCUCAAAUAGAAAUGGAGAAUUAGUUUAUAGUGUUUUACCAACUUGGUUAAAUAUUUUAAAUUCAAAUAUAAAAUUAAAUCAUGAUAAUCUUCACGAAAAAGAAAAGUUAGAAAAGAAAAAUCAAAAAAAACAAUCAUCACAGCAACAACAACCACAACCACAACAACAAAAAUUAAAUAAUAGUGUUGACUUUUCAAACGAAUUUUUAAUUUACUUUUUAUCACCAUUUUUAUUAUUUAAACACAAUCAACAAGAUCAGUUAGCAUCAGAGAUCCGUAUUGAGGCCAUUCAUCUAUUACCAGUUAUUCCUAGACAAUCAAUUGAAUCCAUUUCAAUUAUACCUUUGUUCUUUUAUGCAAUUCAAAGAGAAGAAAAGUCUGAAGUCAUUUUAGAGCUUUUUGAAACAUUACCAGAAUUAGCAAAAAAUAAAGAUUGUUUUGCCUCAGUAUUAAAAAUUUUAUCAAACUUGGAUCAACAAAAGAAAAAAGAAUCUUCAAUUCUUCCAUCGUUCAUUUUAAGAAUUUAUUGUAAGCUUUGGAAAUCAAAUUCAUUAGUUUUCCCAAAAAUAGAAGAGUUAAUCUAUUCAGUUAUUCAACAGGUUCAACAACAAAAAGAAGAAGAAACAAAUAAAUUUGAUCAACUAUUUGAAGAUAAAUUAUCAACUGCCCAAACCAUUAAAGAUAUAUGUGAGUUUGAUCCCGAUCAAGGUCAAGAAUUAAUCCAACCACUUUCACAAUUUUUAUGUAAAGAAAGUAAUCCAUCCAUUUUAUCUCUAUCUUGUGAGGCAUUAAGUUCACUAUGCAAAUAUGAAAUCAUUAGCUUUACAAGUGCCUGGAAUGUAAUUAAAAAGAACUUGGGCCAUGAAGAAGGCUUUGAAAACGAUAGACGUUCACCAAUCGUGUUGGUUAGCCUUUUAGAGUUCUUUUCAAAUGGUAUUAACGAUUUUAAUGGUCAAGCUUCGCUGGAACAAAAAACUAUCGAUGUCAUCACCGAUAUUAUUAAAAGAGUUUGGAAUUUAUCAAGUCAUCAAGAUAGUAAUGUUUCUUCAAAGGCAUAUUAUGUAUUGGCAAAGUAUAUUCAAGCUUUAGAGAACCAAGAGCUUUUAGAAAAGAUCCAAUCAAAAAUACCAGCACUUUUAGAGAGAUUAGGCAAUUUACCAAAAAACACUCCAAUAGAUCCAAACUUUACUUUGCUUUUAGAUUCAUUAUUAGAAAACGAACUUAAAGAAAAGAGAUCAUUAAAAACAGCUCAUCAAAAUAUUAAACAAACCAAAUCAGUUUCAAUAUUUAAUAAUAACAACAAUAAACUCUUAAAGAUUAUGAGCUUAUUAGAGGACGAAUUAGAUGAAGAAUCAAGAACUGGUAUUAAAUCUGGUAUUAUUUUAGGUUUACUCUGGUUUAGCAGUGAUUCAAAUAAAGACGCAUCAAGUGAACCGAAGAAGGAAACAAAGAAAGAAAUUUUAAUGAACUUUAAAUUCAACAAAGGUUUAUUAAAUGACUCUAUCGAGUUUCUUGAUAACUCUAGAGAUUUACUUACCAAGGUUAUGUCAUUGGGCGCAUGGGGUAGAUUCAUGAAUGAAUGCUUCAAUGCAUACGAAAAGAACGAUAUUAUGAGACAAUCUUUACCAAGCGGAACCAAAUUAACUGCAAAAGAAACCCACGAAAAAGUAUUUGACGAAAUUCAAGAGCAACUUUUAGAAACCAUCACAGGAAACCCAUCAAGUGUUCAAGCUGAAAAUUCAAUCUUUGCUUUGGUCAUGAUGUCUAGAAAUCUUUCAAGAGUCUGUUAUUCUAAAAUGGAGUCUGUAUUUAACCAACUCUUAAAAUGGGUAACUGAAUCUAAAACUAUAUUCUCUGGUAACGCUGAUAUUGUUGUAGGUGCAUCUUAUUUAGGUUUGGGAAUAUUGGCUCCAUGUCUUUUGGCCGAUAGUACUCUAGUUAAAGAUGCAAUCUCAUCUUUAGAAUUCUCAGCAACCUCAAGCGAAAGCAAUGUAGAUGCAAAUGUUAAAUUCAAUUGUUAUUUGGCUUUAGGUAUUUGCUCCAAUCAAUUGUUAGCUACCCAACUCGAAAAGAAGAGAAUUAAUUUAAUAUUGUACAAUGCAUUUAUUGAACAAUUUGGUAACCCAAAAUCAACAAAUAUUAAUGAAUCUAUGGCAAUUAGUGGAUUAUGCUUUGCAAUUGGUUACUGUAGUAGCUCAUUUGAAGAGCUUUCAAUGACUGAUAAUCUUUUAAAGAUUAAUGAAACUAUUGAAAAGAACUUAUUACACAACCAACAAUUUAUUAAUGAUUGUCCACUUUCCUAUGGUCUUCUUCUCAUCUCGCACUCUUCUAUUGUCGGAAGUUGUUUCAAAUUAAACCUUUUACCAGCUGCUGAAAUCAAAUCAAAAGUUGUUCCAUUCUACCAAAAUAUUGGUAACAAGAGUUCAAUUUAUCAAUGUAUUGCUUUUAACAAUUUAAUUCAAACUCUUUUUAGACAAGGCUAUACCGAAUUAGAUUUACAAUUCAUACAAUCCAUUUUAAUGGCAAACAAAACAGUUAUUUCAGAAAAUAGCAACUCCUCAUCAUUGGAAAAGAUUAACUCUGUACUUUCAACAUCAAUUCUUUUAGGUUCACCAAUUUUAUCACAAUCUACAUCAUGUUUAGAUUCAACAUUAGAAGGCAGCGUUUUAGAUUUCAUAAACUCCCAACCAUCAAGUAGAAAAGACUUUAAACAACUCUUGGAUGAAAUAAUAGAUGCAAUGACCCAACUCUUUGAAUCCGCAAAUACCGACUCAAAAACAAUUAGAUAUACCGCAAUUUGUUUAGGUUCAAUUACACUUCCAAUUGGUAAAAAAUCAAUGUCUGCAUCAUCAACAGUUUCACAAGAACCAGAAAACUAUGACCAUUUACCAAACGAAUUAUUCAUAAAAAGUAUCUUCAACUAUUUAGUAUCAUCCUCUUCAUUACCAAAUAAAUCUAGUGAAGAAACCAUAGAGUGCUGCAUUAGAGUGUUCUCAAAAGCUGAUGGGGCUAAAAUGCCAUUAGUUAACUGGGGCUCAGUUAUUAAAAGAGUGUACAAUCAAACCGAAAACAUCAAAGUCAAAAAGCAAUGUAUCGAAUUUGCAGCUGAAAAUAUAACUCUUUCAAGUUUAUCGAUUGUAGUUUCUGAAUGGUUAAGUGUAUCUCAGUUCAAGAACAGUAACACAUCUAUUCAAAAAAAGCUUUUAAAAGUUUUACCAAGAGUUUUAAAUCAAUUGACCCCAACACGUAUCAACUCUAUCUUUGACGAUAUUUUAUUAAAUAUUUCAAACCAAACCUUCAAAAUCUAUAAAGACUACCCACCAACCAAUUUAUUUUUAUUAUGGAAAAUCCUUAGCAGAUCCUUUAAUAGCAAUACAAAUGAUAGUAGUGAUCAAGAUGAAGACGAAUACAACUUUAAUAUUAAACCAUCAAAAGAACCAAUGUCAAACGAAACCAAAGAAAUAGUAUUUAGAUUUAUAGUUAUUAAUAUUAAACUUUUACCAAGUCCAUAUAAUUACGAGAAUGAACUUCUUUCAAGCGAAAAUAUUAAAUUAUUAAACAUUGCAAGUGAAUCAUUACAUCAUUUACCAAAAGAAAGAAUACAAGCAAACCUUCCACUCCUCUCUGGUAUCAAUGAUAUUGAUAACGAAGCUAAAAUUCAAUAUCUUUAUGUACUAGUUUUAUCCAAAGGUAGUCUUGGAAAGCCAUCUCUUUCAAAUUUCUAUAAAAUCAAAUCAUGGUGUUUCUCCUCCACUGAUGCCACCCAACAAAGCAAAGUUCUUUCUAUUUUGCCACUUAUUUUAACAAAACCACUUAUCGAUAACCAAAGCCAAUUUGGCUUCGAUGUCAUCUUAAAUGAUAUUUUCGACUCUAUAUCACUUACAUCAAAACAACAUAUUAUAGGUUUAGAAUUAUUAUCACAAUUAAUUUCAAAUCAAAUUAAUUUAAAUAUUUUCGAAUUUAAUUCAUUCUUUAAUUUAUAUAAUAACGUUGAUAUUAAUACAACUCAAGAAGAAAAAGAUUCUUUAAACAUUAUUUAUAACUUUAGAUAUUUAGAACUAUUACCAUUCUAUUUUAAAGUUUUAUUUAAUAAUAGCACCCAACUAGACAGCCAAGAUAUCAUUAAUAAGCUUUCAACAAUACUUCAAAACAAAUGCUCUUGCAUGGAUACCAAGGUUAAAUCUAUUGUUUUUUCAUCCAUUUUAACUUUAAAACAACUAAAUAAUCAACAACAAAAAGAUAACUCUCAAUUAUCUUUAUUUAAUCUUUAUAAACUAAUAAAUAAUAAAUAA